This is a messenger RNA of Oncorhynchus mykiss (rainbow trout), 4284 nucleotides long. NCBI's taxonomy places the organism in Eukaryota, Metazoa, Chordata, Actinopteri, Salmoniformes, Salmonidae. The record is from RefSeq and is a predicted model, not a curated record.
UCUGGAUUACCAUGACUACGGCAAACAGGUGUCUAUUAGUUGUUGCUGCUUACGUCAGUUUCAGAGCGUUUAACAAUAAGCUAGCUAGCUGCAUAGUUAGCUACUAAAGUUUAAACCUUUGCUGAUAUAGCAGGGCACGCACAUCGACUUAGUAUGAAGACAUGGCUCUAGUCUUGUCUCCUCCUCAGUCCUCUUCCCUAGAAAUUCUGUGAGAGUUGUGCUAUGUUCAGAAAAACUGUCUGGAAGAAUACCGUGAGUGAUGCCGUUAGCUGGCACCAGGACGAGGCCCUGAACACGACCAUGUUCAUCCUGAAAGAGUAUGGUCCGACCGGAUUCCUACUCAAAGAGGAGGGGGAACCCAAAAACUUCAAAGUGUUCUUGGGAGACCCUCAUACGUGUACCUGUUCAACAUUCCACAAAGAGAGAGACCUCUGCAAAGUAAUAACGAAGAAAACAUACCGAUCACACAUAAAAGAUAUUGCAUGCUCAUUCUGUACAAUAAUUCUACUCUCAAUGUAGGGUUUUAUUGCGGAAAUUCCGACUGCCUAGAGAACAUGAAUAUUGCUUCCAGCAGGUCCUGGUUGAAAGGCAGAUCCUGGAGCUGCUACAGGGUUUACACAGGAGCAGAACCCCCCGGCCUGUACACCCACCCUGCUCUGAGGCUGACCCUAACCCCAGACCAGACCCAGCUGAGGGGGACGGGGGGGUCAGACAGAAGGAGAUCGAAGCCGAGGAUGUGUGUCCCAUCUGUCAAGAGGAGUUGCUGGGGAAACGUCUACCUGUGUCUUACUGCAGGUUUGGCUGUGGCAACAACGUCCAUAUCUCCUGUAUGAAGGUGUGGGCAGACCACCAGGCACGUCCGGAAGGGGAGGGGGAAGCCAUGGUGAAGUGCCCGCUGUGCCGGGAGGACUUUGGGCCGGUCAAGCUGCUCCUGGAGCAGGUGAGGAAUGUGGCUAAGCUCCACACAGCUGCUGAGAGAGAGAGGCCCGACAGACACCUCGGGGUGCUCUGCAACAACUGCAGGGUCUGCCCCAUCACUGGCAAGUGCUUCAAGUGCACAGUCUGCCGGUACUAUCACCUUUGCGAGGACUGUAUAAGAAGGUGCUGUCACCCUCAGCAUGCGUUUGCCAUACGUACGAAAAGGACUGCGAAGUGGCUGUCCUUGGGUCAGCGUGUGUUCAACACACUGGGUGAACCACGUGAGAUGACCACUCAGUCAGUGGGUGACAGCAUGAUUCCUGUUGAGAGUGACCCACUGCCAGAGCACCUGGUCAGGAGCCUCCUUUCGGUCAGGGUGAGGAGAGGCUGCCCCCUGCUGGACCCUGGGCAGCAGUGUAGGAUCUGCCUGAAGAGCUUCCAGCAAGGGCAGCAGGCCAGACACUUGCCCUGCCAUCACAGGUUCCACACAGACUGUGUCGACCCGUUGCUUCGGAGGUCCAACUCCUGCCCUCUGGACGGAUACGUCAUCUACAACCCCCUAACAUGGAGCAGCGGAGGGGGGAAGGGUACACCCAAGCUGGCCUCCUCCCUUGACCAUCCAAAGCUCUCAGAGCAGCACAGACUGGAGCUGUUUGUCCCAGGAGUAGCUCUGCUGGACAGAGCAGCCAGAGUGGUUCCCUCCCUGAGUAUGUUCAGCUCCGAGGGCUCAGCCGAUACCCUAGUACCUCUCCCUCAGGACACUAUGGUCGUUGGCUUACAAGGUCUAAGCAUCAAUACAGUGAACAUUGAGAGCAUGGAGGGUGGAAAAAGCAGGACAGAGAAGGAUGGAAGUCCAGUCAAAUCAGUCAUUCUCAACAAGAGCCUUUCUUCCCAGCAUCUAAGGACAGACGUGUCUAGAGUGAGGUUGGGACGCACCAAGUCAAGCUCCUCGACCAAGAGUUUGGCCCAAAACAAUGCUACCUCAACUAACAGGCUGGGUGGGGUCUCUGGAGGGACGGGAAGGGCCCAGCCGAGUCUGUUUGUGGGUGUAAACAGGUCAGACAUGACUGCUGCUGCUGCUCAGACUAGAGCUGUCAUCACCCUGUGGAGAGCCAGGCCCCAGUGGAAGAGGAGACCCAGGGUACCCAGACCCAGUACAGGAGACAGCCAGCAAGCCACAGGCCUGAGGAUGACAGGGGUACUGAUCAAUGCUCCUCACCAGGGAGAAAAGGAGCACAAGUGUGAUACCCUCAUGGAUAUGGAUAGCAUUGAGGGGUUGAAUGAAGUGCGUCCUGCUGUGUACCGCACUGCAAUGAAGCUCCGUUCCUUACAGAAACUCUGCCAUAUGCAUGUUGUGACACUGCGGGAGCUCAUCCCAGCCCUGUGCUCUCUGGGCGGAGCCCGGGACACUGGGGCGGGGCUUAGUGAACAGGAAGUGAGACAGUGCAUAAACAGGAUGUUCCAAAGCGUGUCACAGGAAGUACCUGGGCAGGUGUCGGCAGAGGUGCCAGAACAGACUUGCAGACUGAUGUACAGACUGUUUGACCGGGGACAGAGUGGCGCUGUCUGUCGCAGGUCAGUUGAAGCCGCUCUCAUCUCUCUCUCAGCAGACACACUCUCAGCCAAACAUAAGGCUCUGGUUCAUCUGGCAGAGAGGUGCAGUGGGAGAGAGAGCGGCACGGUGAGCAGGAGUGGUCUCAGAGUCGUACUGCAAGACCUCAGCCAGGUGCCGGCUGUAGUGCAGGAGAACCAUGUGUUUGGCUCAGCUGAGACAGCUGUUCGUUCCUGCUUCAGUGGGGUGCUGAGUGCGUGUGUUUGUGAGGAGCAUGUCCUCUCAUGGCUGCAGUGUGAGCCCUGUUUGUUGCUGUGGCUCCCCACCCUGUACCGCCUGUCAGUCAGCGAGAACGUCACACACUCCGUACGCUGCCACACCUGCAAGGCCUACCCCAUCACUGGACUUAGGUAUCGCUGUAUGAAGUGUGUGAACCUUCAUCUGUGCCAAACCUGCUUCCUGACAGAGAGACACACAAAAAAACACAAGAGCUCCCACCCAGUGCUGGAGCACUGCACUCAGCCAUCCUGGAAAGAAUCCCUAGCCUCAUUAGCAUACAGCGCCCGCCACGCCUUGUUACCACGGCGAUACACACACAGGGAGGCAGAGAGGAGAAGGUGCCUAAUCAGGGCGGAGUCACGAGGGGAGCCGCAGACCAGCUUCACCACCCCUGACCCUUCACCUCAGUCAGCCGCUGAGGACACACCCCCUGACGACAGAGCCCCUCCCACUAAUCCUCCCCAACUGCUGGCCACACCCUCAGCUGUUUGGCCCAGGAAGGCAUCUAAAGCCCUGCAAACUGAGGAAGAGCAGGAGGAAGCACAGCCACAGAGGAGAGACUCUGUCCUCAUUAAGGACAUCAAGGACCUGCAGAGGGACAAACGGCUGCUGGAGAGGGAGCUGCAGGUGUGGAGGGUAACGGUUCAGUCGGAGCAGGGCUCGCUGGAGUACCGCUGCUCUGAGAUGGAGGCCAACAUGGAGACUCUGAGACAACACAACCUCAGACUGCAGGACAUGAUGUCACAGGCUCUUAGCAUGUCAGGGACACAUGCUGACAUCAUGCCUCAUGCUAAUGUCAUCCCACAUGCUAAAUACAGGCCAGAGAGAGACAUAGCCUGUCCUGUAGAGUCCCAGAGCUCUGCAUCUUCUUCUGGAUUCAGAGAAAGAGAAGAGGAGGAGGAGAGGGAAGAGGAGGAUGAAUGUUGCACAGCAAAGAUGCAGAGGAAUGAGAUGAAGACAGAAGAACAGAGAGGUGAUGAUGAUGAAGAGGAGGAGCAGACUGAGACUGACUCAGUCACAGAGACUCAUACUCCCACAAUUACCUCUAACCCACAGCCCUGUGAUGGGCAGGUCACUGGGCCAAUGAAAGACCAGAGUGUCUCUGAAGAGGAGUAUUCUGGGAUGUGUAGUUUAGCGGAGGAGGAGCGACUGUGUGAGCUGGUGCAACGACUAAUAAGUGAGCUGUCGCUACACACUUACUCACUUACAGACUGCAGACAGGAGUUGGAGUUGUUGGAGGCUGCAGAGGAAGUGGGGGACUCUGUGUGUCAUCUCGUCUAUGCAGUGAACACACACUCCGUCCCAAACACACACACUUCAUGCCCCAUCCUCCUACACAACCACAGGCCAGAGUAUGUAUCCAAAAGGCUUCUCUAGACUUUGACGCCUGAUGAUGUGAGUUAUUGUGUACUUUCCUGAUAUUUGUAUGUAGCACAGUUGUACUGAAAUGAUUCUGCUCUUUCAUUAGAGAAACCUAUGACAAAAUGUUUUAAUUCAUGUACAUUAUUUAUUAAAUAAACAAGCUUUUUGACAAA